This is a messenger RNA of Anoplopoma fimbria (sablefish), 963 nucleotides long. It is a transcript of the gene gmfg, whose product is annotated as glia maturation factor, gamma. The coding region runs from base 428 to 856 and encodes 142 amino acids. NCBI's taxonomy places the organism in Eukaryota, Metazoa, Chordata, Actinopteri, Perciformes, Anoplopomatidae. Gene Ontology annotation, biological process: negative regulation of Arp2/3 complex-mediated actin nucleation; actin filament debranching. The transcript is spliced from 8 exons. Gene Ontology annotation, molecular function: actin binding; Arp2/3 complex binding. The record is from RefSeq and is a predicted model, not a curated record. Gene Ontology annotation, cellular component: actin cortical patch.
CAGAUGUUUGCUUUCAGCUGUCAGAGGUAAAACACACCAAAGGACACAGAGGUAAAGAGACUUGCUUAGACAUCACUGAUUGGGGUGGGGCCUGAGCUGCAACAUUCCUAAAGUUUCUACCAGUAGAGAGCAGUAAGAGUAACAUGAUACCUUGACAGGAACCUUUUUUAUGAAGCGGUUUUACUUUUGAUGAGCAUUUCUAUACGUUUACUUACAUUUAAAUUGUACAAUCAUUCUACUGUGGUGUCAGUUUAAAGGAUCUGAGGAAGUAUUCGAGCACUGCAAGUUUCUGUUUGAUGCCCAUCCCUGUAUGGAAGCAGGAGGUUCUUGCUAGUCUGAGAGUAGCUGUCAGUUUGUUGCAAGUCUGCCUGUUUCAACAAGACACCCUCACCUUAAAGACAGGAAGGCAGAAAGGAAUCCUCUGAGAAUGUCAAGCUCUCUGGUUGUGUGUGAGGUGGACGAAAGCCUGAAGGAAAAACUGAGAAAGUUUAGAUUUCGAAAAGAGACCAGCAAUGCUGCCAUACUAAUGAAAAUAGACAUGAAGAAACAGCUUGUUAUCCUUGAAGAGGAAUAUGAUGACAUCUCACUGGAUGACUUAAGAGAAGAACUCCCAGAGCGGCAACCCAGGUUCAUGGUCUACAGCUACAAAUAUGUCCAUGACGAUGGAAGGGUGUCUUACCCUCUGUGUUUCAUAUUCUCCAGUCCAAUUGGAUGUAAACCAGCUCAACAGAUGAUGUAUGCAGGCAGCAAGAGUCAACUGGUAAAAGAGGCAGAGCUCACAAAGGUCUUUGAAACAAGAAACGCUGAGGAAUUGACAGAAGACUGGCUGAAGAAGCAGUUGGGAUUUUUCGGCUGAAUAUAUGAUUCUUUGUGAAAUAUGCCAGUGGAUCUUCAUUUUCAAUUUCUGUAUAUGUUGUUAUUAAAUGACAUACUGUAUUAAAAGGUUUGAUUUGUCAGCUUUAC